Molecule: messenger RNA, 954 nt
Organism: Dacryopinax primogenitus
Lineage: Eukaryota; Fungi; Basidiomycota; Dacrymycetes; Dacrymycetales; Dacrymycetaceae
Exons: 3
Coding region: 1-954 (317 amino acids)
Source: RefSeq, a predicted model, not a curated record
AUGGCCUGGCUCCUUGCCGCUCCGUUUGCACGGCCUUCGAAUUCCUAUACGCAAACCCAAACAAAAACCCAUUACAAACAAACACCAAAACAAGAUGUUGGGCGCGUUCAGACCGGGGAACGGGAUGGGGAGGCGGGGGACAAUCAAGCGCUGGGGGACGGUUACGAGGAAACCGAUCCCCCCCGCUUGUCCCGCCUGAGGAGGCAAGAGCGAAGACGGCUCCCUCCGUUCCCUUACCGCCCCCAGCACCCCCAACCGCACCACACCCCCGCAGCAUCCCCUCUGACGCCCUCCGUCGCCCACCUCCAAUUCCCCCCCAGAGUCAGCCAACACGACCACCACCUUCCCCGCUUCGUCCAUCUCCUCGAAGUCGCUAGCUUCGGGGCAGGCUACUCCUACACAAGGGGCGGGAACGCCGCUCCAUUCGCCGGUGGCGGCGUUGACGUUCACCCCGAGCGCGGCGUCGCCAGAGACUUCCCCCUUGCUGACCCCGCCUAUCGGCCUGAGCAGGACUACGACGGGCCAGAUGCCCCUGCCGCUAUCACCGGCCUCUCCCCCACCAGCACCUUCCCCGGCCUUCACACGUCCAGCCUCUCCGUCCCCUCCCCCCACUCCCACUCGCUCGUCCACUCUCAACCUCCCACGCUCGCCCCUCCCCUGCUUUAUCCAGAACAGUUCGCCCCCGAGCCCGAGACGAGUUUUCCGAUAUUCGAGGGAGGGAGGGAGAGGAGGGAGAGUAAGCUGAGCGUGUUAAGUUGGGGGAAGAAGAUCGAGGUUGCGUAUGGGCCGAUGAAGCGGGAGAGCGAGAGUAGUGGGGUUACGGGGAAGUCGGGGAGCUUGAAGGGGGCUAUUGUGGCUGAGAUGGAGGAGGAGGAGGAGGAGGAGGAGAGGGAGGGCAAGGAGUUGGGGAAGGCGAUGCAGGAGCCUCAACCUUUGGCAGUCGCUGUUGCUUAA